GGUAAACAUUCAGCAAGCGGCAGUGGUGCUGCAGCUGUUCCUUCUGAGUCUGUCUCCCUUUUAUUCACAGUUUAUGGUCGGCCUCUCAAACGCUAACAAAGAAUAAACCAACACAGCCUGUGUUUCGUUCUUAAUUUUUCGCCGUCCUUUCCUUUGCGGAAUAAGUUAGCUAAAUUCUGCUAAUCCAUCUAACGUUAGCAAGCAUGCUACAUUGACUUUUCCUCCAAACGACGAAGAGGAGGAAGGACACAUAAUGCGACGCUAUCCCGAUGGCUUCAUCUUCUGCUGGUGAAAAGGCAACAUGGUGUGAAGGUGACACAUGUCUCGCUCCUCACCCGAGAGACGGCUCACUCCGAGAAUCUACCAUAAAGAGACUGACCUCCACCUCUCAUGAGAACGAUGCCACAGCAUGGGUGGUAUUCACCGAGUCGGGUAAAGAUGCACCGGAAAAAGAAGAGGAGAAAGCCGUACCGGUCUCAAAACUCACGAGACCGGGCGUGAAUCACUUCACCCAGGAGAAGCCUUUGUUUCCCAGCAGCGUCACAGACACCAGGCUAUGUGUCCCCUUAGAGCUAAGGGACGUUGACGGAGACAGAGUCCCCUACACCAUCAACAGAUACCUGAGGGAUUACCAGAGAGAAGGUAUCAGGUUCAUUUACAACAAUUACAUCUGUUCCAGGGGUUGUAUCCUGGGGGAUGACAUGGGCCUGGGGAAAACUGUACAGGUCAUUGGUUUCCUUGCUGCUGUAUUGCACAAAACGGGCACAUGGGAGGACAUCAAAAACAACAGGCCACAGUUUCUGCAGAGUCAGAUGCCCUCCAAGCAAAGUAAACCCAGCAAAGUGUUCCUCAUUGUGGCCCCGCUGUCGGUGCUUUAUAACUGGAAAGAUGAGCUGGAGACAUGGGGUCACUUCCAGUGUGUGGUGGUCCACGGGCUGAGGAAAGAAGAGGAGCUGGCUCGCAUCCAAAAGGGGCGCAUCGAGAUCGCUCUCACCACCUACGAAACUCUGCGCCUUUGUCUGGAUCAGUUUAAUAACAUAGACUGGUCUGCUGUGGUCGUGGAUGAGGCCCACAAGAUAAAAAAUCCAAACUCUCAGAUCACUCGGGCAAUGAAGGAUCUGAAGUGUAAGAUCAGAGUUGGCCUCACUGGCACCGUCUUACAGAACAACCUCGAGGAGCUGUGGUGUGUCAUGGACUGGGUCGUACCUGGUUGUCUGGGCAGCUUAGGCCAUUUCAAGAACAAGUACUCUGAUCCGAUUGAGCAAGGGCAGAGGCACAGCGCAACCAAACGUACCUUAGCUACCGGGAGGAAGGCUGUCCGAGCCCUGGUGAAGAUCAUUUCCCACUUGUUCCUCAGAAGGACAAAAGCUCUCAUCAGAGAACAACUGCCCAAGAAGGAUGACCGGGUGGUGUAUUGCUCUCUGACGGAUUUUCAGCAGACUGUCUAUCGGACCGUGCUGGACACUGACGAUGUGACGUUGAUACUGAGGUCCUCAGAGAAAUGUGACUGUCAAAGUGGACGUAGCCGCAUAAGCUGCUGCUAUAAAACAAACACAGAAGGUGUGAAAAUAAAGGGGUUGUACUUCAGUUACUUGGCCAUAUUGAGGAAGGUUGCAAACCAUGCCGCUCUGCUUCAAUCCGCUGCAGGCGUCAGCAAGAAACAGGAGAAGUACGUUGGUGCCAUCUGUGCAAACGUAUUCCAGAAGUUUCCAGACUUUGUGCAGAAAUGCAAAGACAAAGCAUUCGAAGCUCUGUCGGACCCGAUGUACAGUGGAAAGAUGAAGGUUUUGCAGAAGCUGCUGAAAUAUUACCUGCAAAGGCGAGAUAAAGUGCUUCUUUUUUCACUCUCAACCAAGCUGUUGGAUGUGCUGGAGAGCUACUGCAUGGCAGAGGGGCUGGACUACAGCCGGUUGGACGGAGCCACCAAAGCCAAAGAGAGAGUCCAGAUUGUCAAAGCGUUCAACAGCUCCUCUCAUGUCAACCUCUGCCUGGUUUCCACCAUGGCGGGUGGUCUUGGCCUUAAUUUCGUGGGCGCCAAUGUGGUUGUGCUCUUUGACCCCACAUGGAACCCAGCCAAUGACCUCCAAGCUAUUGACAGGGCGUAUCGUAUUGGCCAGUGCAGAGACGUCACUGUUCUUCGGCUGAUCUCAUUGGGGACUGUGGAGGAGGUUAUUUACCUCAGACAAGUUUACAAACAGCAAUUGCAAUGCUCAGUUGUGGGCAGGGAGAGUUCGCGGAGGUACUUUGAGGCGGUGCAAGGUCAUGGCGCCCACAAGGGGGAGCUCUUUGGGAUCAAAAACCUCUUCAGGCUGCAGACCGAGGGCACGUGCCUCACCCGCAGGAUACUAGAGCGAGAAGGACGAGUGGAGGCCGGUGUGAUGACCAGCAGCACACACUCGGGCGAGGGGAAGGAGGAGGAGACGACUAAGGAAGAUGGCGAACCUGGAGACUCUGUGUCCAAAGGCUGCCCUGCAGUUAACAAUGAGCAAGCAGAGGAGAAGAGAGGUGUGUCCAAGGGCCCCAGAGGGGUUUUGGACUUCAGCAGUGGAAGUGAAGAGGAUGAGGACGAGCAGGGUCUCAAGAGGAAGGCAACAAGCCCCGGUGUAAUCGAUGGCAACAGGGGUGGGAAUUCUGCCACCGGUCCCGGUCGCAUGAGUCUCCUCCAGCACGGUUUCUCCAGGCUUCUCCAAAGGGUCAAAGGAAAACCAGAGUUAGCAGAAGGCGACAGUAGUCCGGAUGUUGAUGAAAGCCCCUCUGAAGAAGAUUCUGAGGAUCCAAAGAUGGAGAGUACCUCGUCUGGCAUUUGUCAGGACUCCAACGCUAGAAAUGGUGCAAUCGCUCCUCAUAAACUGGGAUUGAAAAGGUGGGAGAACUCUAGUGGUUCAGACGGAGAAGACGGGGAGAAUGGAGAUAAGGGGAGACAAGCGAGGAAUCCUCUGUUGAAACAAAGUGAUGAUGAUGCUGUUAGAAAGGGACCGGCCCCGAACGGGUGGACCAAUAAGAAAACAAGAGUGCCUGAGGAAAGUGAUGAAAAUUCCCCAUCUGAUAGAAAGAAACCUAAAAAGCUGAAAACUCGCGUUCCAAGAGUGCGCCGUUUUGAUGGCCACUCAGAUGAAUCUGAGGACCUGGACAUGGAGGCAAAGACGUGGCCCAAGACGGAUGCUUUCAAUUCAAAUGGUACUGUGGGUUACGGUGGGAGAGACGGGCUGGAGCGCAACAGAAAGAGGCAGACUGCUAACGUAAGGGACGACGUCAGGUCCAAAUUCACAGAAGACAUAGAGACAUACUCGUCUUCCGAAGACGAGCACACACCUGUUAAGAAAGGGAGAUCUGCGCGAGGUCGCUUCGCAUCUCCGCUGACAGACGGUUCCAGAGUUGAGUCGACAAAAGACGAGCGAAGAGACCCGACAUCCAACAGGACGGAGAGAGAAGCAGGGACGCACAAAGCGGUUUCGUUCACACAUCUAAAAAGUCAGGCGUCGCCAGCGUCCAAAGGGAGGAAUGGAACUAUCGACAGUGUGCUAGGGGGAGUACACGAGGUGGCGUACACCCACUCUAACCAGCGCGUGGUGGGCGGGAGCAAAGCGGAGGAGAGGAUCAGCAGGGCUGCCGUACGAGACGUGUUCGAGCGCAGGAUGUACUCUCAGCUCCCGGCCAAUCGCCUCCUUGGCACCCAAGAGAGCUCGUCCCUGAGCCCACCACACAGUCAGCCGGGCCCCCUUGCUGUCAGACCGCUGAAGCCCACUGUGGACCAUCCCGUCACCUUCAUCAGCAAGAGUGUGCACCACACCAGACACACCACCUUCAUCAUCGGAGAGACUCCCAAGGCCAUACGCAGGCUGCAGCUUGAAGAAAUGGCAGAGAAAUUCAACUUCCCCUCAGUCCAUCAGUUUGCCGUGGAGAUUGUGAGAGGAAACUCAACCCAGAGACUGUCUUGGCUACGAGAGUAUUACGCUUCGCUGGACCUCCCUGACCUGGCCAGCACCGUCUCAAACAACUUCCCACAACCUGAUUCAGCACAGAGCUCCUCUUCAACUGUUGCCUCCUCCACAUCCUUGAAAGCCACCUCAAAAUCCCACACGCAUACCCGAAACCUCCAAAAGGAUGUUCCAAAAGCCAAGAGAAAGCUUAAACAUACCGACAAGAAUCCGGAACCUAAAACGAAGCCUGAAGCCUCACGCAAUGUCUGUGCGCCACAGAGACAAUAUGAUGUGAAGACAAAGCAGAUAAACCCACACAAUGACGUCCGAUCAACCAAGAAAAAGCCUAAUUUCCCAGAAAAGAAUGUGCUAGAACCUUUAAGUGAUGUUUCAAGGCUUGAGGCGGAGGAGCAGGAGGAGACGGCCUGCAGUGCCAGAGGACACAAGAGGACAAGGAGGGGUAGUGUUUCUAGUUCUGGAGCCUUCGGAGCGGGUGGUGGUCUUGGCUUGGAUGAGGCCAGCAGCAGUGGUCCGGGGUCUGUGGAGGCCACGGCUUUCCAGAUGUGCACAGACAGACGUAUCCCUUCUUCUCCGGACCUCAGCCAUGGCGGGUCCAGCGCGUUAUCCAAACCCACAGCACAGGGACGGGAGAGAGAACCUUUUCAGGGCCAGAGAGAGACCCACCGGGAACGGGCCGGUUCCCCCUCCAGUCGUCGUUCCCUCCUCACGGACCUGAUAGGAGACACCUCCAUCCUCGACGAGCUGUUAAAGCCCAAACACAAGGGUGCACAACAGAGGGGCACCCCUAAAGCGCCCGCCGCACCUUCUGCGUCCGCGGGCUCUCCAAACCAAGCACCCGCACGCCACGUGGUGCCGAAGGGCAGUCGCAAAGACUUCUGGGACAUCUUGAAUGAGGGCAACGAGGAGAGCAUCAACAGGUUAACGGACCCGGCGGAGGUGCAGAGGGUUUGUGUCAACACUAACUUUGCAGCUCGAGGUGGGUCCGGGGAACGUGAGAGCAAGAGUCUCUGGAAGACUAAUGAAAAGUUCCUGUGGAAGAAAUAAUGCAACAAUUACAGUGUGAAGGUUUCCACCUCUCUACUUUUUACUUUUUCAGGAGAUAAUAUUUAAAGCAGUUUUUUCUGCUUGUUAUAAUUAUUCUUUUUAAAUGUCUUUCUUUUCUUAUUUACCGUCAUAAUUUUAAAUCAUUCGGUGUUCAUCAGUGAGGCGCUGAGAUAAUGCUGACUGUUACUCAAAUAAACAGAACUUUGUAUAUUUUAUUCAAGUUAUUGUUAUAGUU
Messenger RNA from Gasterosteus aculeatus aculeatus (three-spined stickleback), 5220 nucleotides. RefSeq names its product excision repair cross-complementation group 6-like 2 (gene ercc6l2). Gene Ontology annotation, molecular function: ATP binding. NCBI's taxonomy places the organism in Eukaryota, Metazoa, Chordata, Actinopteri, Perciformes, Gasterosteidae. The record is from RefSeq and is a predicted model, not a curated record.